Molecule: messenger RNA, 8832 nt
Organism: Rattus norvegicus (Norway rat)
Lineage: Eukaryota; Metazoa; Chordata; Mammalia; Rodentia; Muridae
Gene: Atp2b2
Product: ATPase plasma membrane Ca2+ transporting 2
Biological process (GO): calcium ion transmembrane transport; regulation of postsynaptic cytosolic calcium ion concentration; neural retina development
Cellular component (GO): basolateral plasma membrane; presynaptic membrane; apical plasma membrane
Molecular function (GO): PDZ domain binding; P-type calcium transporter activity; nucleotide binding
Source: RefSeq, marked validated
GGGCGGAGCGCAGUGCAGCGGCGGCGGCGGGAGCUCGGGCGGGCGCGGGGCGCAGAGGCGGCGGCGGCGGCGGGGACGCAGGGCCGGGCCGGGCCGGGCGCGCAGCAGGGGCGGCGGCAGCGGCAGCGGCAGCGGCGGCGGCGGCAUCAUCGCCCCGGAGCGGGCGCAGGGUUUGCCACCCUCGGAGUGUGGACUAACAGCAGCCGAGGAGACAGAGCUGAACUUGGUCACGCAGUCCCUAGAGUCAGCAAGACAUGGGUUCCAUUGUGCAGCUCCUGACACCUCUGAUGUAACCAGAUGACGUGGAGGGGAGCUGUCCCGACCAUGUAGAUGCCAGCCCCAGGGAUGAUCAGCAUGGGCCCCACUGAAUGGAGACUCCUGGGUCAGCAUUCCUGAGCCUGUUCGGCCCCUGGACCUCACCCCACUCCUGGGGACACUCCUCAGAGCUCUCCAGUGCUGUCGCCAGCCCACCUCAGCCAUCGCCUCCUCCUGGGACUGGAAGUUGGCCUCCUGGAGCUAAUACCCUCUGGUGAGGGUGUACUGAGGACAGCCACACACAGCCAUCACCCACAGGCCCCUUUUCCAGUGCUGACCCUCAGGCCCAGCCUGAGCAGAAACUUCAGCAAACAUGGGUGAUAUGACCAACAGCGACUUUUACUCCAAAAACCAAAGAAAUGAGUCGAGCCAUGGGGGCGAGUUCGGGUGCAGCAUGGAAGAGCUGCGCUCCCUCAUGGAGCUGCGGGGCACUGAGGCUGUGGUCAAGAUCAAGGAGACAUAUGGGGACACUGAAUCCAUCUGCCGGCGCCUCAAAACCUCUCCUGUUGAAGGUUUGCCAGGCACCGCUCCAGACCUGGAAAAGAGGAAACAGAUUUUCGGGCAAAACUUCAUACCUCCAAAGAAACCAAAAACCUUCCUGCAGCUGGUGUGGGAAGCACUACAGGACGUGACGCUCAUCAUCCUGGAGAUCGCGGCCAUCAUCUCCCUGGGACUGUCCUUCUACCACCCACCCGGAGAGAGCAAUGAAGGAUGUGCCACGGCCCAAGGUGGGGCAGAAGAUGAAGGUGAAGCAGAAGCAGGCUGGAUCGAGGGGGCUGCCAUCCUGCUGUCAGUCAUCUGUGUGGUCCUCGUCACAGCCUUCAAUGAUUGGAGUAAAGAGAAACAGUUCCGGGGCCUGCAGAGCCGAAUUGAGCAGGAACAGAAGUUCACCGUAGUCCGGGCUGGCCAGGUGGUCCAGAUCCCUGUGGCCGAGAUUGUGGUUGGGGACAUUGCCCAGAUCAAAUACGGUGACCUCCUUCCUGCUGAUGGCCUCUUCAUCCAGGGCAAUGACCUCAAGAUCGAUGAAAGCUCGCUCACAGGGGAGUCUGACCAGGUGCGCAAGUCUGUGGAUAAGGACCCUAUGUUGCUGUCAGGAACUCAUGUGAUGGAAGGCUCAGGACGGAUGGUGGUGACUGCUGUGGGUGUCAACUCUCAAACUGGCAUCAUAUUUACCCUGCUUGGGGCUGGUGGUGAAGAGGAAGAGAAGAAAGACAAAAAAGCCAAGCAGCAGGAUGGGGCAGCUGCUAUGGAAAUGCAGCCUCUGAAGAGUGCGGAGGGCGGUGAUGCAGAUGACAAGAAGAAAGCCAACAUGCACAAGAAAGAGAAGUCGGUGCUUCAGGGCAAGCUCACCAAGCUGGCUGUGCAGAUAGGCAAGGCGGGCCUGGUGAUGUCGGCCAUCACGGUGAUCAUCCUGGUGCUCUACUUCACCGUGGACACCUUCGUGGUCAACAAGAAGCCGUGGCUGACGGAGUGCACACCGGUCUACGUGCAGUACUUCGUCAAGUUCUUCAUCAUUGGUGUGACGGUGCUGGUGGUCGCUGUGCCCGAGGGCCUCCCUCUGGCUGUCACCAUCUCACUGGCCUAUUCCGUGAAGAAAAUGAUGAAGGACAACAACCUGGUCCGUCACCUGGACGCCUGUGAGACCAUGGGUAACGCCACAGCCAUCUGCUCAGACAAGACAGGCACGCUGACCACCAACCGCAUGACCGUGGUGCAGGCCUAUGUCGGUGAUGUCCACUACAAGGAGAUCCCUGAUCCCAGCUCCAUCAAUGCCAAGACGUUGGAGCUGCUGGUCAACGCCAUUGCCAUCAACAGCGCCUACACCACCAAGAUCCUCCCCCCAGAAAAAGAGGGCGCCCUGCCCCGGCAGGUGGGCAACAAGACAGAGUGUGGCCUGCUGGGCUUCGUGCUGGACCUGAGGCAGGAUUACGAGCCGGUACGCAGCCAGAUGCCAGAGGAAAAGCUGUAUAAGGUGUACACCUUCAACUCUGUGCGCAAGUCCAUGAGCACCGUCAUCAAGAUGCCUGACGAGAGCUUCCGCAUGUACAGCAAAGGUGCUUCGGAGAUUGUGCUCAAAAAGUGCUGCAAGAUUCUCAGUGGGGCAGGGGAGCCCCGUGUCUUCCGGCCCCGUGACAGGGAUGAGAUGGUUAAGAAGGUGAUCGAGCCCAUGGCCUGUGACGGGCUCCGUACCAUCUGUGUGGCCUAUCGUGACUUCCCCAGCAGCCCUGAGCCUGACUGGGACAAUGAGAAUGACAUUCUCAAUGAACUCACCUGCAUCUGCGUGGUGGGCAUCGAAGACCCAGUGCGACCUGAGGUCCCAGAAGCCAUCCGCAAGUGCCAGCGGGCCGGUAUCACAGUCCGCAUGGUCACCGGUGACAACAUCAACACAGCCCGGGCCAUCGCCAUCAAGUGUGGCAUUAUCCACCCUGGAGAGGACUUCCUGUGCCUGGAAGGCAAAGAAUUCAAUCGGAGGAUCCGCAACGAGAAGGGGGAGAUUGAGCAGGAGCGGAUUGACAAGAUCUGGCCAAAGCUGAGGGUGCUGGCUCGAUCCUCGCCCACGGAUAAGCACACCCUGGUCAAAGGCAUCAUCGACAGCACACACACUGAGCAGCGGCAGGUGGUGGCUGUGACAGGGGAUGGGACCAACGAUGGGCCUGCUCUCAAGAAGGCAGAUGUGGGCUUCGCGAUGGGCAUCGCAGGCACGGAUGUGGCCAAGGAGGCCUCAGACAUCAUCCUGACAGACGACAACUUCAGCAGCAUCGUUAAGGCAGUGAUGUGGGGCCGUAAUGUCUAUGACAGCAUAUCCAAAUUCCUGCAGUUUCAGCUGACUGUCAAUGUGGUGGCUGUGAUCGUGGCCUUCACGGGUGCCUGCAUUACACAGGACUCCCCUCUCAAGGCGGUGCAGAUGCUCUGGGUGAACCUCAUCAUGGACACAUUUGCUUCCCUGGCCCUGGCAACAGAGCCACCCACCGAGACUCUGCUCCUGAGGAAACCUUACGGCCGCAACAAGCCGCUCAUCUCGAGAACCAUGAUGAAGAACAUCCUGGGCCACGCCGUCUACCAGCUAACCCUCAUCUUCACCCUGCUCUUCGUGGGUGAGAAGAUGUUCCAGAUUGACAGCGGAAGGAACGCCCCGCUGCACUCGCCACCCUCGGAGCACUACACCAUCAUCUUCAACACCUUCGUCAUGAUGCAGCUUUUCAACGAGAUCAACGCCCGUAAGAUCCACGGCGAGCGUAACGUCUUCGACGGAAUCUUCCGGAACCCCAUCUUCUGCACCAUCGUUCUCGGCACUUUUGCCAUCCAGAUAGUGAUUGUGCAGUUCGGCGGCAAACCCUUCAGCUGCUCCCCACUCCAGCUGGACCAGUGGAUGUGGUGCAUCUUCAUAGGCCUGGGAGAGCUCGUCUGGGGCCAGGUCAUUGCCACCAUCCCUACCAGCAGGCUCAAGUUUCUGAAAGAGGCAGGGCGGCUAACACAGAAGGAGGAGAUCCCCGAGGAAGAGUUAAAUGAGGAUGUGGAAGAGAUAGACCACGCAGAGCGGGAGCUUCGCCGAGGCCAGAUCCUAUGGUUCCGGGGCCUGAAUCGGAUCCAGACACAGAUCCGCGUCGUGAAGGCGUUCCGUAGCUCUCUCUAUGAAGGGUUAGAAAAACCCGAGUCUCGAACCUCCAUCCAUAACUUCAUGGCUCAUCCUGAAUUCCGGAUCGAAGAUUCCCAGCCCCACAUCCCCCUCAUCGAUGACACCGACCUGGAAGAAGAUGCCGCGCUCAAGCAGAACUCGAGCCCGCCGUCCUCGCUCAACAAGAACAAUAGCGCCAUCGACAGCGGGAUCAACCUGACGACCGACACGAGCAAAUCAGCUACCUCUUCAAGUCCAGGGAGCCCCAUCCACAGCCUGGAGACGUCGCUUUAGCUGAGGCCCCUGUCGCCUGGCCAUGCUCAUGGACCCACCGCCACCCGCCUCCAGGCGCACACCCUUCCAGGCACCAACUCCCCGACGCAGCAAGGAGCAAUGGGCGGAACCCACACAGCGGAGAGAGAACCCGUUUCCACACACAGACCCUUUCUCUGGCUGCCAUGCUGUUUGAACUCUUUUUCACUCCUUAGGCCAUGGGCGGGGUUGCCCCCGGGGUCAUCUGGAGCAGAGAGUGGCGUGGAUUGUUUUUUUUUUUUUUUCCAAAACAUAAAAAAAUAAUAACGAAUUAAUUUUAAAAAAAAAGAGCCCUUCCAGGCUCCAGCCCAGACACGGACCAGCCAUGCACCCGCCAGCCACUGCGUCCCCAGCAUGAAUGUACCUGGACACUUUUAAUCCCCUCCCUCGAUUGGUUCUUGGAGGGUUAGGGAGGGGAGUUUUUUGUUUGUUUUCUUAGGCGGGAACUGCAAACAGGAACUGCGAACAGACUGCUGUUCAUUCAGUCCACUGGUCUAUGAGGUUUCAAAUGCUUGCCCAGCAUGGUCUCAAAUGUCUAGAUUAAUUUAAUAACUUUUUGAAAUCACAGAGUAGGUUUGCACCAAUGAAACCCAAGAACUCCACAGACACUCAUGAGGUUAUAUCCGUUUCUUUGUAUCUAUAUCAACGUAUACUUCUUGAAGACUGUAUACGUGCGUAUAGAUAAGUAGAUAUUAUAUAUAUAUAUACAUAUAUAUACAUGGAUAUAUAAAGUUCCUUUGCCGGCAUGUUGCCUUGUUUCUGCUUAAAUUGCUCUAUUUUAACUUAUGUCCUAAAAGAAGAAUGUAAUUUGUUUACAAACCUGUAGAUAAUGUCUUUGGCUAUUUGUGUGGUUUAAGAACACUGGUGGCCGAGAUGCUUACAAACAGCUUGGCCCAACAGACACAUCCCCUGGAUUGCAUCCUUGAAGUUUUACGAUAGCCAUGCUCUGAUUUUUUGCCUGCUAUUUCCGUUCAAUAACGUUACUACUGUGGGAAGCUCAGGCAGAAAGCCAACAGCUCCCAAGGAUCCACCCUGAGGAGCUACGCAACAUGCUCCACCGUAGACAAGGGAGAAGAGGAGAGAAGGUGGUUCCCCCGGGCUGGCAACAUGGCUGUCCAGGUCCCAUGACGUCAGUAGUGCACCCGGAGAAGGAAGGCUUUUCUCUCAAUGAAACUCGCUUGAGUUUACAGAGAGCAUUUCAGAACUGAGUUGUCUUUGGCACUGUCUUUGUGAGUCAAGGUAGUGUUCAGAUAUCACAGAUGCUAUUGUGUUGAUUUUUUUUUUUUUUUAGUUAGUAGUUUAGAAGUUUCUUUCCUUAUAAACAGCAGCAUAGAUACUGCUGACAUACUGGAUGAGGGUUGGUACGGCUUGCUGCUUUCGGUUUUUCUUUUUGAAGAAUAGCCUUUUUUCUCUGCACUAUUUAGAUCCGAAUGAACCUUAUGAUGUGUACAUUGAGAUGUAUUCAGUGUGAUUUUUAAACCAAAUUGUCUUCCUGUAGUUACAACAUAUACUGUAGCCUUUUAACAGCAAGUCCUGCUUUCCCAGACAGAAAGCCAUUCCGAUUAUCUUCCCAUAUCACAGGUGAGAAAAGGUGGCUAUCCCCUCCCCCAACAAUAACAGCACUAGUAAUCCCAACUCAAUAAGAGCUUGUCUGUCGGCCUCUGACUGCUAAGCACUUUGUGGGUCUCAGCUUUUUUUCAUAAAAGAACUUUUGUAUUUAAUACAAAGUUUGCUUUGAGACUUUUCAGCAUACAAUCUUUUUCCAUAAACUUGUACAGUGCAAAAAGACAUUUUGAAUACCAUGACCGGUGGUGUCCCGUGCUUUGAGGAAAACCAAACACUUUCCGCCUCACUUGUGAACUCCAUCCUUCACUCUCUCCCUUCUCACAAUCGCUCCUCGCUCUUCAGCCUGGUCCCCAGCCCUCCUCCAGGCCCAGAGACCUCUUCACUAAACAAGAUGACAGCCACUUGGGAAAAGAGCCAUAGUCCGCUGGGAGGGCCCACGUCUGGAUGGCUGUGAAAAACUUGAGUGAUUGGUUUGGGGUUCAAAGUCUGCCCGUCCCACCUGGCCACAAUCUCUCUGUAAGGAAGAAUAUCUCUGAAGGAUUCUGAAUGUAUCCAGGAGAGAGAGAGCUGCCUCUCCAGCAGGUGGACCAGCCCUAGAUAUACUCACUGGAUUCCAGUACAGACUCCACCAGAGGCAGCCCACAGUACCCCUCCAAGGGAGGGAAGGAAACCCCGGGGCUGCCUUCAAACAGGAUAGGUUUUUCUUUGGGUUUUUUGUUGUUGUUUGAUUGGUUUGGGGGUUUUUUGGUUUUGUUUUUUUUGGGGGGGGUUUUGUUUUUUGUUUUUUGUUUUUUUUGGUGGGGAGUCCUUUGUCACAUUUUUCAUCCUACCCUCCUCCAUUCAACCAUGCAUCUAUGACCUCAACCUCAUUCCAUGCCACCAGGGUUCUUGUGCUUACAAACCAGGGUCCUUGGGCUUUGGAACCAAGCCUCAAGGGCAAAGAGGAAGGGGUUCUCUGAGCAGAGCCAGGUUCUCAGACAGGGAGCAGAGGAAGCUAGCAAGGAGGCCUGACAUUAGCGCUGGCUUCCCGGCGUCAGGAAUGAGGGAUAGCCUAUGCUCCAGCCCCUCGUUCUCACACUCUUCCAUACACACCUACAUAGGAGAUGGUUGGUUGGUCAGAACUCACUGUAGUACACAAAGCUUGCACUUCCGCGUCCUAUAUCUAGCAGCAUGGGAUACGUUUGGCAGUUCACCCCAUUAGGGGGUCAAUAAUUUAUGACCAUUCAUCUGUUUUUAUGAAUUUUUUUAUCUAGACAAUAAUUGUAAAUAAAGAAUUCACCGUCUCUGCUCAUUUAAUACUAUGCAAUGGUUAUGUUUUCCAUGGCUGGCUGUUCCUGCUCACGCAGGUAUUUCUGGUGUGUCUAUGAUAUUUAAAAACACAAAUCAAGCAGAAAUAGGAAAUCUCUACUCUUUUCUAGCAUGGGACCCUGCCCCUCCUUUCUUGUCCUCUGCACUCUGUAAGUGCAUCAGCUCCCUGCCCCCUCAGAAUGCUGAGAGACAAUGGGGGGCACUCAACUUGCUGCUCACAGCUAUCCAGGAUUGAGGAGCAGCCUCCAUGUCUCCACCCACCCACCCCUCUCCUAUCCUCAACCCAACCACAGCAGAGCUGUCUGGAGGGAGGUGCCCUAUUUCUGAGAGUGGAUGUGGCACUGGCAGCUCCCAAGCCAGAGCCUAUCCUAUCCUGGGUCCUCUGGUUAAAAAAGAGCCACUGUGUCCCCAUGCCUGUUAAAAAGCUACCUUUGCCUCCUCCUGAUUUUUUAUAUAGACCUCAGUCCAAUUCUAGAAUUUCUCUUUAACCCCCUUGUCUGGCACCAGCCACAUGUUUUAAUUAUUAUCCCCCUCAAACAUGUUAGUAUAUAGUAGGGAGUAAGUCCCCCUCCCUGUUCACAAGAUUCCCCCUCACAUCUGUUCUUCUGAAGAAAUGCUAAAAUUUUUGCCAGACCGUCUGAACUUCUCUUACCGCAGACUCUGGGCCCUGUUGCUUUAUGUGCCACCCCUACCCCCAUUGUAAUCACUGUCCAUUUCAGAUCCUCUAUGUGCAGAAUGUCCUGUGAGAACAGACAAAACAACACCCUGAAUUCUGGGAAACUAUCAACUUACCUGUCCCCUUAGCCCCAGAAUUGUCAGGAGAGGCCACAAGCCCCUUCUAACAAGUCAUCUGUGGUUGUCCCAGAGCCAGUCCCCAUAUGCUCCUUGACUUGAUGGGAAAGGAAGACCUCUCCCAGAGCCAGUCUUGGAGAGAACAUUCGAUCUCAUCAGACCCACACUACAGAGGGAUACUUUCUGUCCGCCUUUUCUAAACUGGUUUUUGGUGAUUUUAUUUGGGUUAUUGGGAGUCAUCUCUUAUUCGGAGUUAUAGCACCUUUGGGAUACAAGAAUGUCUUGCCUGAUGUCUUGGCACCUUUGAUGUAGCCAUAGGAGGUUGGCAACUGAACCACACUCUGACAAGCCUUUCAUCCAACUCUCUUCUGCUCUAGUAUCUAAAGCCCCACCCUUGGAGAACCCUAGCAGUGAGGAUUCUUCUAGAAGCACCAAGGCUGCAGUCAGACCCUAAAAGUCCCCAUGUGUUUUCCAAGGUCCAAAUGGAGUCCUCUGAUUUAAUAUAGAGAUCCGACCCACCCAAGGCAUAGGACCCCAGGCCCUGGGUAGCUGCCAUCAUCCCCUCCUCCCAAAACAAAAGGUUUGAGGCUGCUUGGGCCCUUCCAGGCCCAUGGUCUGUUUUGUAAUGUCUGUGGUGCUCUCCCUCCAGGGCCCUUCCUCUCGGGGGUCACCACACUUUGCUAACUCUCGUGUGCACAUCUUUUAUAACGGAGUAGCGAGGGAAUGGUGCCGCCUCCAGCUUCUAUAAGCUGCCUGGGCUCUGGAGGGCUCUGGGACAAUUGGGGCUGGGAAGUGACUGUGCUCUUAUUGUACUCUCUUUAUUUCUCUGUAUCUCUGGCUUGUGCUCUUUGUAACUAACAGGAUUUGUCUGCCUUUUCAACACUAUACUGAGCAAUAACAAUAAAUGCACACGUGGAAACGCA